AAAACCACUCAGUCCUAUUCACAACCGGGGGGUGCGUAGCGAUAUUGCUUCUACAUACCAAAGGUGUGACGUUAAUCUUCAAAUCCACGGAGAAUAAAGGUAAUUAAUUAAAAGAGACAGAAUGAGGAGGUUUCUGUCUUUCAUCACCUGGGCUCUGCUCUGCUGCCGGACAACGCAGGCAGAGGUCUUCACCUCCAUAGGCCAAAUGACAGACCUGAUCUACACAGAGAAAGAGCUGGUCCAGUCUCUGAGGGAGUACAUAAAAGAAGAGGAGUCCAAACUUUCUGCUUUGAGAAGUUGGGCCAACAAGCUGGAUGAUCUUACCAAAGUGUCCACCUCUGACCCAGAGGGCUACCUGGCUCACCCAGUCAAUGCCUACAAACUGAUGAAGAGACUCAACAAAGAGUGGUCUGAACUGGAGAGUCUGGUGCUUCAGAACCCCUCAGAUGCGUUCAUUUCCAACAUGUCCAUGCACAGACAGUUCUUCCCAGAUGAGGAAGAUGAGACGGGUGCAGCCAAGGCACUGAUGCGUCUUCAGGACACGUACCAACUGGAUUCUGAGGCCUUCUCCAAAGGAAAGCUGCCAGGUAUGCACUCCAAUGCCAUACUGACAGUGGACGACUGCUAUGACAUGGGAAAGACGGCUUAUAAUGAUGCAGACUAUUACCAUGCUGUGCUGUGGAUGCAGCAGGCCUUGAAGCAGCUGGAUGCUGGGGAAGAAGCUGUGGUUUCCAAGGCAGACAUUUUGGACUACCUCAGCUACUCUGUUUACCAGAUGGGUGAUCUGCCUCGAGCUAUUGAGCUGACACGCCGGCUAGUGGCCAUUGACCGCAGUCACCAGAGGGCAGGAGGAAACCUCCGUUACUAUGAAGGGUUGCUGUUCAAGCAGCUCAAAGAACUGAACCAGGCCUACCAGCCUGUUUCUGAGGAGCCCAUCCAGCUGGGAACCUACAGCAGACCUAAAGACCAUUUGCCAGAGAGAGAGGCCUACGAGGCCCUCUGCAGAGGAGAGGGAGUCAGAAUGAAUGAAGCGAGGCGCAGCCGUUUGUUCUGUCGCUACCGGGAUGGUCAGAGGAACCCUCAUCUCCUGCUGAAGCCCGUAAUGGAGGAGGAUGAGUGGGACAGCCCCCACAUUGUACGCUACCUGAAUGUCCUGUCCAAUGAUGAGAUUGAGAAGAUUAAAGAGUUGGCUAAACCCAGGCUUGCCAGAGCCACUGUCCGUGACCCUAAAACCGGAGUCCUGACUACAGCUAACUACAGAGUAUCAAAAAGUGCAUGGUUAGAAGGAGACGAAGACCCGGUCAUUACUAGAGUCAAUCAGAGAAUAGAGGACAUCACAGGCCUUACAGUAGACACUGCAGAAUUAUUACAGGUUGCUAACUAUGGAGUUGGAGGACAGUACGAGCCACAUUAUGACUUCUCAAGGCGUCCUUUUGACAGCAACUUCAAUGGCGAUGGAAAUAGACUUGCUACCUUCCUGAACUACAAAGAUGAGCCAGAUGCUUUCAAAAGAUUAGGCACUGGAAAUCGUGUGGCUACUUUUUUGAACUAUAUGAGUGAUGUUGAGGCUGGAGGUGCCACAGUCUUCCCGGACUUCGGAGCAGCAAUCCACCCUAGAAAGGGAACUGCAGUAUUCUGGUACAAUCUGUUCAAGAGCGGGGAGGGAGACUAUAGGACCAGACAUGCAGCCUGUCCCGUCUUAGUAGGAAGUAAAUGGGUGUCAAACAAGUGGAUUCACGAGCGAGGACAAGAGUUCAGGAGACCGUGUGGCCUGACGGAAGUGGACUGAAGUUUGACCCUCACCCAUGCAACAUGCAAACACACACACACACACACACACACACACACACACACACACACACACACACA
Messenger RNA from Scomber scombrus (Atlantic mackerel), 1869 nucleotides. Its product is annotated as prolyl 4-hydroxylase subunit alpha-2-like. NCBI's taxonomy places the organism in Eukaryota, Metazoa, Chordata, Actinopteri, Scombriformes, Scombridae. The transcript has 16 exons. The record is from RefSeq and is a predicted model, not a curated record. Gene Ontology annotation, molecular function: L-ascorbic acid binding; protein binding; procollagen-proline 4-dioxygenase activity. Gene Ontology annotation, biological process: peptidyl-proline hydroxylation to 4-hydroxy-L-proline. Bases 122 to 1789 code for a protein of 555 amino acids. Gene Ontology annotation, cellular component: endoplasmic reticulum.